This is a messenger RNA of Condylostylus longicornis, 969 nucleotides long. It is a transcript of the gene koko, whose product is annotated as cyclin-Q. NCBI's taxonomy places the organism in Eukaryota, Metazoa, Arthropoda, Insecta, Diptera, Dolichopodidae. Bases 81 to 860 code for a protein of 259 amino acids. The record is from RefSeq and is a predicted model, not a curated record. Gene Ontology annotation, cellular component: nucleus. The transcript is spliced from 5 exons. Gene Ontology annotation, biological process: regulation of transcription by RNA polymerase II. Gene Ontology annotation, molecular function: cyclin-dependent protein serine/threonine kinase regulator activity.
UUUUGCUCGGCCAGCUGUUUGCAUUCGAUAUUUAUCCUUAUAAUUUUUAUUGUGAAAGGGUUUUUGAACUUUAAAGAAGGAUGAAAAAUGUUGUAGAUGUUUUAUCAAUUCAGUCCCAAAGAAGGGCUAUAGAAGCCGCACAAAGGCCAACACCUACAGAUUAUAGGAAGAAAUCUAAUAAAAAUGGAUUAGCAUCAAGGUUUCUUUUUGAAUGUGCUGUAAAGUUGGCCAUGAAACCAUUAACAACGGCCACAGCAGCUACACUAUUUCAUAGGUUUUUCAAGGAAGUAGAUAGCUCAUCAUAUGAUGUUUUUCUUAUUGCUUCUGCUUCCAUUUAUUUAGCUGGGAAAAUCAAAGAUGAUCCAGUUAAAAUUCGUGAUGUAAUUAAUGUUGCACAUAAUACACUUAAUCGAUCUUCCGGUCCACUUGAACUUGGAGAUGAAUAUUGGUCGAUGCGAGAUGCAAUUGUUCAAGCAGAAUUACUUAUUACAAGAAUGUUAAAAUUUGAACUAAAUACUGUUCAUCCACAUAAGUACAUGCUUUACUACAUGAAAUCAUUACAAGAUUGGUUGGGACCAACUAUUUGGAAUUCAGCACCGAUUGCAAAAUCUGCUGCAGCUUUUCUUCAAGAUUUUCAUCAUAAUCCAGCUAUUUUAAAUUAUAAAGCGGAGCAUGUUGCUAUUUCAUGUUUAUCAUUGGCCCUACAAACUUAUGGUAUUCAAGUACCAUCAACAGAUGAAAAUGAUGAUAAAGCAAUUUGGUAUCAUGUUUUUGUUCAAGAUCUAAGCAAAGAUUUACAUUGGGAAAUAAGUGAAAAAAUUAUGGAAGUUUAUAGUAAUGAAGCUGAAUUGGAUGAUUAAGAUAAUUUAUAUUAAUUUAAUAUAAAUAAAAUGAUAUGAAUAAUUAUAGCAAAUAAUCAUAACAGAUCAUAACAGAUGGUGAAUGUAAUAUUAAUGUUAUAUGAAAGUA